CUCACUAUAUAUAAUAUAAGCAGUUCUCUUGUCUCUCCCUCUCUCUAGAUCACUAUCUCUCCUUUUAUCUCAAUCACCACAAACUCACAAAAAAAAAAAAAAAUAGAGACCGGCCUCUAUCUGAGUCAGAAGAAACUCUAUAUCUCCUCCUCUCCAUCUUUCUUUCUUCUUGCAAACGCAGUCAUGGACGAGAAGUGGAAGCUGUCAAAAAAGGAUGCAUCAGCUGCCUCGUGCUCAUCUAGUUCCUCUAAAUCUAAGUUCUCUAGAAGCUACUCAACUAGUGCUUCAUCCACAAAGGCUCCUGCAUUCGUACGAAGCUCAUCCACUAAAUGCUCAGUGCCUUCCUCUUCGUCCUCCAUCUCCAGAAGCUCCUCAAAGAAAGAGAAAGGAUCAUCAUCUUCUUCUAUUACUCAAAAGUACAGUAGCUUGGCCAAAGAACAGAAGGGAAGGUUUUACAUCAUGAGAAGGUGUGUGGCUAUGCUUGUCUGUUGGCAUAAACAUGAUUCCUAGCUUAGAUCUCAUGCAUUUAUAUUCUUUUUGUUUUCUUAUAUUAGAUCAGUUUGAUUCUCCACUCUAGGUUGCUACAAGUUUCUAUACUAGUACAUUGUAAGAAAGAGAUUCUUUUGAUGAUAUAUUAUUAUUAAUAAUUUUGAUAA
Raphanus sativus (radish) is the source of this 656-nucleotide messenger RNA. RefSeq names its product small polypeptide DEVIL 9. The transcript has a single exon. Gene Ontology annotation, biological process: negative regulation of cell population proliferation. Bases 184 to 510 code for a protein of 108 amino acids. NCBI's taxonomy places the organism in Eukaryota, Viridiplantae, Streptophyta, Magnoliopsida, Brassicales, Brassicaceae. The record is from RefSeq and is a predicted model, not a curated record.